AAAUCUUGUACUUGACGCUGGCUAAUGCACAAACCGUGCCAGAGCCAUAAAAAAGAAGCAGUGUCAGUCUUGACAAAUGACAGUUUGUAUUUAGGGAUUUCAAAUUUGUAAAAUAAACGUUAAAAACAAAAUGCACGCUAACUGAAAAAUCAAAAUAUUGUGAAUUGUGGUAAAUGCUACAGUAUGUCGGACAUCGAAGAAGAGAAUAUGGUGACAUUUCGUACUGGAAUUGGGGAAAUAUCUGUAGGUGGAUUUAGCAGGAACUCAAACUCAAAAAUGAUGUCAAUGAACAAUAUUGAUCAAUUCAAUUCCAAUCGCUACAAGCUGGAUCUUCCACAACACGAUGUCCGGAGCAUGUACCGUGAACGAGCAAUAUCUCCAUUUUCUUUAAGAAGUGAUGUUGGACCUCCUAGAUUUCAUCCUGGACAAUAUGCAAGUUCUCAUAGAUCUGUUAUUGAUGGCAGGAGUAGAUCUCCAAUGUCAAUCCGUAGUGUGGAUACAACAAGAACUGCUAUUGACAUAACAAAUGCUCUUAAGUUUGAAACAUUUAAUACACAUGAAUUACAGAUUAUUAAAGAAAUAGUUUGCCGGAAAUUAAAACUUAAACAAAGAAGAAGGUAUGAAAAAAAUAGACAUAAAUCUAUGGUGCUCAAAAGUAACCGAAGUAAUAUUAUAAGACACAUUAGAAGUAUGAAAUAUUCAGAUAGAGAUAGUAGUGAUUCGCCUAUAAGUGGCAAUGAAGAUGACCAGUUACUUAGAAGACCACAUAUAAGUCAAGUAGACAAAUCUUUACUGAUGAAUUCGAUCAAUAGUAAAGAUCAAUACACAAACCAUACAAUUGCUCUUAAAAAAAAUAUAUUUUCAAUUAAUCAAAAAGCAUCUAACAAUUUUGCUGAAGUAGCCAAGCCAGACUCCACUCAAACAUGUAAUGAAGGGCGAACUUUAAAAGAUUAUUUUUCAAGUGAAUAUAUGUUUCCUUCUCAAAGGUUCAAUAAUACAACAGAAAGUGAAAAACAUUCUAAUGAUAUACCAAAAUUAGUAGUUAGCCAAGAAAGUCUUAGCAGUGAAAAUGAAGAAAUAUUUUCUGACAGCGAAAAUAGAAAACGAUCAUUUGAUCAUCAAUUCAAUAACAAUGCAAAGAGAAUAAAACUUGCAAAUAAUGUUACAAAUUCUGAAUUAAAUUCUUUAAAAGAUACUUUUAAAAAACCUUUAGUACCUAAACUUAAAGACACUAGUAAUGCAAAAGAAAUAGCUAUUUCUGAGUCAGUACCACCCAUAAUUUUGGUUAAUAACAAUGAAGUACCUGGAGAUAUACGAAAUGAAUGUGAGGAAUCAAAAUUAGCUGAAGUUUCUAUGAAAUCUAGUUUUUCAAAGCGAAAGUUAUUCACACAGAAAGUAGAUUUUUUAAACUCUAAAGGAUUAGCUGAUACCGCUGGACCAAGUCCCCAAACUAAAGUUGACAAUAAAGAACGGAAUAAAACUAGAAAACUAGUGACGACACAGUCUUGUCUAAAUAGAAAUGUUUCUGAUGAGGAUGACAAUGUAUUGGAUUUAAUUCACAAAAUAGUACCCGCUGAUCAAAUAUAUGCAACAUCUAGUAAAACAAAUACUGUCACGGAUGACAAGUUUGAUAGUGAUGUUAGUGGUACAUUUACUGAUGAAACACUCAAUGGCACAGUUUUUGAACAAACAAACAUUGACAAGGAUAAAAAUGGUAAAUUGGCAAGCUCAUCCAAAGCAAAAGAUUGUAGAGUUACAAGACAGAAUGUUCUUUGCCAGAAUUCAGGAUCUUCUAAGACUGUGUCUCAAAGAUCAAAUCGUAUGAAAACCUUCUGGGAAACUGAUAUAGAAAGUGAAAUGGAAUCUGAAAAUAUACCUGUUUGGAAAAUAACUCGACCCACUGCGAAUAGGGAUCACUUAAAAGAUGUCACCGUAUCAGCUUUAAAUACUACACACCAAGUAGGUAAAAAUAGAGCUAAAAUAUUAACUGUGCAAGAUUUUAAAAACAAAAUCGCUAAUUCUAAGAAAAGAUUGAAUACGGCCACUGAAGUUGAGGAGCCAUAUGACCAAGAACAAACUAUAAAAAAAGUAAUUCCGAAAGUAAUCGAAAACACAAAUCAAAUUCAGUUUGAAAAGCCUGCCAAAGAAAAGAAGAAAACUAUUGCUUCAAGUAAUAAAAAUAAGAAGCCAGAAGUUUCAAACAUUCAACAAAGUAAAAGGAUAAGAAGGCCUAACAAAAAAUAUUCUGAAUGUGAAGAUGAGACAACUAAAGCAAAAGAAAGUAAAACAGAAGAAAGUAGCAAGACCUUAAAAGAUAAUGCAAACGACGCAAAUAGCUCACUUGAUACUAGCGAUAAUUUAAAUGUAUCAAGUAGGACGAGAUCCAAACGAAGUGAAAGUGACGAAAGAAGAACAUCAAAAGAAAAUAGUUCUCAACUUAGUGACGAUAUUCACAAUAUUUCUCGAAAAAGUUUAAGACCAAGAAAAAAGAAAAACGACACGUUUUGAUAUAGUUACUAAAUAAGUCAUCAUGCUAUCGAAAUCUCCGCUAGCCGAGUUGGUAGAUGAAAUGCUAUACUCAAUCGAUAUAUGCUUCUUGCAACGAGAUUUGUAAUCCCCGCAUCUUUUAAUUGGUCGAAGAUAAGCAUAACAGAAAUGCCAAACUACAGAAUAUGUCCAUAAAAGUAUGUAAUUGGGCCUCGUUCUACGGCAUUAAACUAAAUGCAUGCCUUAAUACAUCUAAAAAAUGUUUUUAGUUGAACCAUUAUUUAUGUUCUUAUUCAUUACUAUCAUUUCUAUCGAUCUAUCAUGGCAUUAUUAGGCUAAAUUAUAAUAAUAAUUCAAUAUAGGCCUUCUAUAAGCCUUAUUAAAAUGAAGUGAAUUUUAUUCACACUUUACAAGUAUUUUUCUAUGGUACGCAUUUGUGAAUUGCUAACUGUAUAAAUUAAUUGAAUUUUUGUAGAAAAAAUAUUAACGGUUAUUUUGCUUUCUUUUCCUACGCUUUGUAUUUUUCUCAUUUACUUUCAUCACGGAGAGUAGGUAUAGUACUAGUAGAAGAAUUGUGUUAGUUAUUUAUUAUUAUAAUCAUGUAUAUUUUCGUCUGACCAUAAUUUUUUAGGAGAAGCUCGAACUUAGGAAACAAAGUUUCUCUUGUAAAAAUAAGAAAAACACAAUUUAAAAGAUACCACACUUGGAUUUCCGUGUCAUGGGCUAGUCUUUCCAUUUGACAUACUUAUGAUUAUUUGAAGUAAUAAAUGCUAGUUGUAUAUUAAUUUUCAUUUAUUCCCAAAUUUGUUAACCAUUCAUUAGUAGUUACAAUAUUUGCUUGGGAUGUUGUAUUUUUUGCAGCAGUAGUUAAUUACGUUAACUUAUUAUGAUUUAAUAAGGUCAUUUCAUAUUGAAUAUGUAGUAAUUUACUUUUAAGUAACGUACCUGAGUAUUUACGAACCAGUGUGUAGAUAAUGACCUCAAUUGACCAUCAUAGGAUUAUCUAGGUAGACUGCUUUUAUAACGUUAUGUUAUCUUGUAGCUAAAUUCAAUUAGUGUCAUAAAUAAAACAAUGAUAUUUAAAUGAAGUAAUUUUAUUUUUAAGGAUUUCACAAUGUCAAGUCCUAGUUGGCAUUACAGUAUGCCAACGAAGACUUUUAAAAGUUGUCAUAUGCAAAUUAAAUCGCCAACAAGUCGUUCGGUACUUUAUAUGUUAUAAACAUCACAACUAAAAUUAUUUAACCAAUUGAAUUAUAAUUUUAUUGUUAAUCUUGGUGCAAACUUCAGACGUCUAUGUGUUAAAUAAGGCCCUACUCUAUAUACUAAUUUCGAUUAUUAAUUCCAUCACAAUGUUCAAUAAUUGUUUAUCUCAAUUCUAAGCAUUCAGAUCUAGAUAAAUUACUUGUUUUUCAUUAACCAAUAUCCAAAUAAAUUUACUUAAUAAAAUAGUUGCAUUUAUUUUCGUUCUUAUUUUAAUGGGAUACAAUAAACAUAUAAUUGUUUAAUAAACAUAGUUCUGUUGUAUCUUCCCAUGUAAGUUUUAUUUCAACAGGCAACCAAUUAAUAAAACCCAAUCAAAUACAUAUUAAUUUAUGAAGUUACCAAGUACAUUCAGCCGAACCAAUGUAACAAUUAACAUUAAAUCUCUUCCAUAUCAUAACAACCUAUUAAAUGCACGUUAUUACAGCCAGUGGCCCAAAAAUGAAUGCCAGUCAUCUGCACCAUAUCAGAUCCUCAGCAGGUGGUUACUUUUGGUUCAAAUUGAAGGUUAAAACAACUCAUUGCACUUACCAAAUUGUCUUGAGCAAGACAAAUAUUUAUGUUAGUCAUGUUAUAUGCAAAACUAGUACUUAUGACACAACUUGAGUAUGUACAUAAACACCUUAUUUCAGGUCUAUAUUUGUCGAGCACACCUUAUUGGUAUAAUGUAGGAAAUGAGGAUACAUGACAAUUGCAUUCAAAAAUUAGAUAGUAAA
Messenger RNA from Pieris napi, 4463 nucleotides. RefSeq lists its product as uncharacterized. The transcript has 5 exons. The record is from RefSeq and is a predicted model, not a curated record. Bases 184 to 2508 code for a protein of 774 amino acids. Lineage: Eukaryota; Metazoa; Arthropoda; Insecta; Lepidoptera; Pieridae.